AUGCCGGUUUAUUUUGUGACUUGUAUGUUUUCCAUUUGCCUCCGAGUAGGGUUAAGAGAACGUCUGAAGAGUGGCCAAGACAUCAUAGUAGCCGAGGGCUAUUUGUUAGAACUAGAGAGGCGAGGCUAUUUACAAGCCGGAGCAUUUAUUCCGGAAGUAGUUUUAGAACAUCCAGAGGUCGUCAAAGCUCUUCACGAAGAAUUUGUGCACGCAGGAAGUGACGUAGUAGUGGCAUUUACCUAUUAUGGUCAUCGUGCGAAGCUCAAAGUCAUCGGUCGUGAGGAUGACCUGAUUGAACUUAAUUUACGUGCCCUGAGGAUGGCCAAAGAAGUGGCAGUCAAAACUGGCACCUUGAUGGCAGGGGAUAUCUGUAACACCACUGUGUUUCGCAGGGACGAUCCAAAUUCCGUAGAGGAGGUUAGGGAGAUAUUUCGGGAACAAAUACAAUGGGCUGUACAAUGUGGGGCAGAUUACAUGAUUGCAGAGCGGUUCCAUGAGUUUGCCGAGGCCAGGUUGGCACUUGACUGUAUCAAAGAAUAUGGAAAUGGCUUGCCAGCAGUGGUGACAUUGGCACCGCAUGAAAAAGACGAAACAAAAGAUGGUCUUUCUUUUCCGGAGGCCUGUAAACUUUUAGAGGAGGCAGGUGCAGAAGUGGUGGGCCUUAAUUGUUGUAGAGGUCCAACCACAAUGCUUCCUCUGCUAAGAGAAAUUCGGAAAGUAUGCAAGGGACCUAUUGCCGCACUCCCAGUUCCGUAUCGAACGACCCCUGAGGAACCCACCUACGAGACUUUGGUUGAUCCUGAUACAGGCAAGUCUGCAUUUCCCGUUGACCUCCCGCGAUUUUUCUGCAGCAUAACACAGAUUGCAGAGUUUGCAAAGCAGGCUAGAGAAAUUGGUGUGCAGUACUUGGGUCUGUGUUGCGGAAACGCUUCACAUUACACUCGAGUAGUGGCGGAGGAAUACAACAGACGGCCGCCUGCCAGUAAAUAUGCACCAGAUAUGUCAAAGCAUUACAAGUUUGGAGCGAAGGAGUUUGUAAAGAAACACCAUGAUUUGUGAUGCCGUAAUUGACUGCUUUAUUACUCCCAAACUUUUUUUGUGAAAUA
This is a messenger RNA of Saccostrea echinata, 1106 nucleotides long. RefSeq names its product betaine--homocysteine S-methyltransferase 1-like. The record is from RefSeq and is a predicted model, not a curated record. The coding region runs from base 1 to 1059 and encodes 352 amino acids. The transcript has 6 exons. Gene Ontology annotation, molecular function: methyltransferase activity; zinc ion binding. Lineage: Eukaryota; Metazoa; Mollusca; Bivalvia; Ostreida; Ostreidae.